Messenger RNA from Lepisosteus oculatus (spotted gar), 1621 nucleotides. The record is from RefSeq and is a predicted model, not a curated record. Lineage: Eukaryota; Metazoa; Chordata; Actinopteri; Semionotiformes; Lepisosteidae.
CAACUCCCACAAGGCACCGCGCCAGCCCUGACCCCAGGCGCUCGUGUGUGCGGAGUCCCCCGUUGCCAAGGAGAAGGCAGUGUCACAGACAGGCACGGGGCGAGGAGCAGCCGCGCGAUCACAACAAACGUCGCCGCUGCCUGGCUGCACAGGCACUGGGAGCCGGAACCGGGCGCACGAGGUAUCAACAUGGAACGUUGUUCUGCAUUAAACGUGCGCGCUCUUGGGAUUGCAUAAUUGAGAGAAAUGGCCCCUUCUCCAAGAGGACACCCCGGCAGCUGGCAUCGCAUCUUUGUGUGAAGUGUGGCAGUCGUUGUCUUUGAUUUAUGACACUUCCAAGGCCUUCUGCUCUGGCCAACUGGGUAUCUGGACACUGAUCAGGGGUUGUUUGUGUCAAGCCAUGAAUCGCUACACAGCCCUGAAGCAGCUGGGAGAUGGUACGUAUGGUAGCGUGCUCAUGGGCAAGAGCAACGAUUCUGGAGAGCUGGUUGCUAUCAAGAGGAUGAAGAGAAAGUUUUACUCGUGGGAGGAGUGCAUGAACCUGCGAGAAGUCAAGUCACUGAAGAAGCUGAAUCAUGCAAAUGUCAUUAAAUUAAAGGAGGUGAUCAGGGAAAAUGACCAUUUGUACUUUGUUUUUGAAUAUAUGAAAGAAAAUCUGUAUCAGCUUAUGAAGGACCGAAACAAGUUGUUCCCCGAGUCUGUCAUCAGAAAUAUAAUAUAUCAGAUAUUACAAGGGCUGUCUUUUAUCCAUAAGCAUGGAUUUUUCCAUCGUGAUAUGAAACCUGAAAACUUGCUUUGUAUGGGCCCCGAGCUGGUAAAGAUUGCAGACUUUGGAUUAGCAAGGGAAAUCCGGUCACGUCCUCCAUACACAGACUAUGUGUCCACUAGAUGUCCAGAGCCUGCCCCCCGGGCACAGGCCCAGAGCAGGGCCAGCCUCCAGCCCCUGCAGCAGAACCAGCUUCCACAGCCGGCACCCAGCAAGACGGGGCUGCCGAAGGACACUUCCAGACAGGACCCACCAUAUCUGCCCACGGUCAACCACAGCUCCCCGCCGAAACCACCCGCUGUGGGGAAUGAAAACUCCAAUCUAAUGGGAAUCAAGAGUGGGCGAAGACGAUGGGGCCAGACUGCGUUAAAAGCCUCAGACAGCUGGGAUGAUUUCGAUGACUCGGACAUUGGUGUCUCUUUCUCCAAGAAGCCCAGCAUAGGAUCGAUAAAGGAAAAACAGAAUGACGACUCCUUCUUUCGGUCUACAGAACAAAAGCCUGUCAAUACAUAUGGUGCCGCAAACAGAAUACCUUCCAAUACCAUGGUAAAUCGGAUUGACACAGGACUUUCAAACUCAGCUUCAGCAAGACAGCACUACUUACGCCAGUCCAGAUAUCUUCCUGGGGUAAAUCCUAAGAAUACAUCUUUAAUUGCAAAUAAGGAUCCAUCCAGAGAUUUGUGGGGCAAUGCUUCUUCUUUAAUAAAUAAACCACUGGGGCCUAUUGGAUCAGGCCUGUCCAUCACCAGAGUCAAUGCAGAAGAUAGUCUGUCUAAACCCACUGAUAAAGCAUCUCUAAAAGAAAAGACCCUUGAAAAAUUAGAGGAACACAAAGGAACAUUUAUAGGUUCCAAC